Messenger RNA from Bactrocera latifrons, 489 nucleotides. Its product is annotated as cold shock protein 2-like. The record is from RefSeq and is a predicted model, not a curated record. The transcript has 2 exons. NCBI's taxonomy places the organism in Eukaryota, Metazoa, Arthropoda, Insecta, Diptera, Tephritidae. Bases 61 to 315 code for a protein of 84 amino acids.
GUGAGGUAGUAUAGAGCUGUCUAAACCGGCUUCCGAAGUAAUAAAAUUUGUGCCAAAAAUAUGCGUAGUCUAAUGCUAAUUGCUGCUAUUUGCACCGUAUUGAGCAUAUUGAUGCAUCGAUACAAUGCUGAAACACCAGUUACAACGGAAAAUCCAAAGAUGUCCAUUCAAGUCGUGAGAUACAUGUUUCGACGUGCUGCGCAAGGUGGCGGUGGCGGUGCAGGUGGUGACGCUGGUGCCGGCAUGGGUUUCGGUUUCGGUGCGAAUAUGGGUGGCCAAGCAGGCGGUGAAGGAGGUGGACAAGGUGGUCAUUGAAUAAGCGAUACUUCUGACAAGGAUUUUAUAUUGAAAAGGACAACGAAACUUCACAUAUUCCAUUCUCAUUCGAACUCACAAACUCAAAUACAUGAAAAUUUACCAAUAAUCUUACAAAAUAUGUGAAUGAUAAAUAAAGCAUUCUAAUCGCGCUAGAUAUCAGCGGCAAAUAUA